AUGAAGUUCUCUCUGUUGGCGCUGUUUGCGCUCGUGUGUGCCGUCGUGGCCACCGACGAAAUCAACUGGUCUAAGGUUCGCCCGAUGUCCCGCAUGCCCCAGUACCUGCGCCGUCUGCCGAAGGAUAUUCUGAAGCAGUACCUGUCGGAGGUACGCAGCAUGCCAACCAGCGCCCGCGCUAAUUCUCGCAUCGUCAACGGUUACAUUGCCCAGCCCGGCCAGUUCCCGUACCAGGUGGCGCUGCUGAGUAACUUUGCCGAUGGUACCGGUCUGUGCGGUGGUUCCGUGCUGAGCAACAACUACGUUCUAACCGCUGCCCACUGUGUGGAUAUCGCUACCAGUGGUCUCGUGAUCUAUGGUGCAGAGGAUCGCACCAACGAGAACGAACCGAGCCAGGUGCGCAUUGCGUUCGAACAGAGCGGAAUUCGCCUUCACCCGAACUGGAACCCCGCCCUGAUCCGUUACGACAUUGCAACCGUGCGCGUUGUCUCGCCGGUCACCUACACCAACCGUAUCCAGCCCGUUACGCUGCCGCGUUUGAGUGAUGUGGGUAAUGAUUUUGCCGGUCUGAUCGGUACCGUGUCCGGAUUCGGCCGCUUCGCCGAUUCGAUUCCGCAGGCUUCGAAUGUCCUGCGCUACGUCAACAACCCGAUCCAGACGAACCUUGCCUGCUCGGUGCGCUUCCCCGGUGUGGUUCAGCCCGAGAACAUCUGUCUGUCCGGAGAUUCCGGCCGUGGUGCCUGCCAGGGUGAUUCUGGUGGCCCGCUGACCAUCGUGCGUGACGGAACCACCGUUCAGCUCGGUGUCGUCUCGUUCGGUCUCGCUCUCGGAUGCGAACUCAACUGGCCGUCCGUCUUUGCCCGUACCACUUCCUUCCUGUCCUGGAUCGAGGAAAACUCCGACGUUGAGUUGCUGCCGUAA
Messenger RNA from Anopheles marshallii, 921 nucleotides. Its product is annotated as brachyurin-like. The record is from RefSeq and is a predicted model, not a curated record. Gene Ontology annotation, molecular function: serine-type endopeptidase activity. NCBI's taxonomy places the organism in Eukaryota, Metazoa, Arthropoda, Insecta, Diptera, Culicidae. The transcript has a single exon. Bases 1 to 921 code for a protein of 306 amino acids. Gene Ontology annotation, biological process: proteolysis.